AGUAGCAGUAGUAGAAACAGUAGCAGCCGUAGUAGUAGUAGCAGCAGGAGUAGUAGUAGCAGCAGUAGUAGUAGUAGUAGUAGUAGUAGUAGCUACAGUAGUAGUAACAGCAGUAGUAGUAGUAGUAACAGCUGUAGUAGAAGUUGUAGCAGCAGUAGUAGUAGUAGCAGUAGUAGAAGUUGUAGCAGCAGUAGUAGUAGUAGUAGUAGCAGCAGUAGUAGUAGUGGCAGUAGUUGUAGCAGCAGUAGUAGUAGUAGUAGUAGCUACAGUAGUAGUAACAGCAGUAGUAGUAGUAGUAACAGCAGUAGUAGAAGUUGUAGCAGCAGUAGUAGUAGUAGUAGCUGCAGUAUUAGUAGUAGCAGUAGCAGCAGUAGUAGUAGUAGUAGCAAUAGUAGCUGCAGUAGUAGUAGUAGUAGUAGCAGCAGCAGUAGUAGUAGUAGUAGUAGUAGUAACAGCAGCAGUAGUAGUAGUCGUAGUAGUAGCAGUAUCAGCAUUAGUAGUAGUAGUAAUAGUAGUAGUAAU
Messenger RNA from Oncorhynchus nerka (sockeye salmon), 522 nucleotides. RefSeq lists its product as uncharacterized. The transcript has a single exon. The annotation marks the transcript as partial. The record is from RefSeq and is a predicted model, not a curated record. NCBI's taxonomy places the organism in Eukaryota, Metazoa, Chordata, Actinopteri, Salmoniformes, Salmonidae.